Molecule: messenger RNA, 2111 nt
Organism: Polyodon spathula (Mississippi paddlefish)
Lineage: Eukaryota; Metazoa; Chordata; Actinopteri; Acipenseriformes; Polyodontidae
Product: polypyrimidine tract-binding protein 3-like
Exons: 17
Coding region: 340-2064 (574 amino acids)
Biological process (GO): regulation of RNA splicing; mRNA processing; regulation of cell differentiation
Cellular component (GO): nucleus
Molecular function (GO): mRNA binding
Source: RefSeq, a predicted model, not a curated record
UUUUGUCUAGGCAUAUCUGUGUAUUGCUGUGAUCACGUCAACAGCAGGAAGCGCGUCUCUGUGCCAAUGAGAGUAUAGUGAGUGUGUGUGAGUUUGAGAGCUGACCGCUGUAAUGUGAAAUACCACCACCCUAAUCCAUGUCCUCAUCUUGCUGAACCAGUACUGCAGCUUCAUUCCAGCCACUGUUCCUUCUUUCUGUGCAAUGGAUGGAUCUUCAGAUGCGACUUGAGCUAAAACGUUUUCAUCUUCAGCUGUGUCGUUACAGAUCUUUUAACAGUCGGUUUAAAGCGGGGAUCUGACGAGCUUCUUUCUUCUGCUUUCACUAACGGCCCUCCUACCAUGAGCAGUUCUACUCCAUCUACAGCUAACAGCAAUGACAGCAGCAAGAAGUUUAAAGGAGACAGAUCACCCUGCGAUCCCUCCCGCGUUCUUCACAUCCGCAAGAUUCCCAUUGAAGUCACAGAAGCAGAGGUCAUCUCGUUAGGACUCCCCUUUGGCAAAGUCACCAACCUGUUGAUGCUCAAAGGGAAAAAUCAAGCUUUUGUGGAAAUGGCUUCCGAAGAAGCAGCUAUCACAAUGGUAAACUACUACAGCACUGCCACGCCACACCUUCGCAACCAGCCUGUCUUCAUUCAGUAUUCCAACCACAGAGAACUCAAGACAGACAACCUGCCCAACCAGGCUCGAGCCCAGGUUGCUCUGCAAGCAGUGAAUGCUAUGCAUUCAGGAAGCAUGACUCUGGCAGGCUCUGCGUCUGCCAGUGAGGGUCCCCUAAUGUCCGGGCAGAGCCCUGUCCUGCGUAUCAUUGUUGAGAACCUCUUCUACCCUGUCUCUCUCGAAGUUCUGCACCAGAUCUUCUCUAAGUUUGGGACAGUUCUCAAGAUCAUAACCUUCACAAAGAAUAACCAGUUCCAGGCCUUGCUACAGUAUGCCGAUCCUGUGAAUGCACAUCACGCCAGACUGGCUUUGGACGGGCAGAAUAUCUACAACGCAUGCUGUACUCUGCGGGUCGAAUUCUCCAAGCUGACUUGCCUUAAUGUAAAAUACAACAACGACAAAAGCAGAGACUUUACUCGGCUUGAUCUUCCAUCCGGCGACGGCCAGCCCAUCAUGGACCCCGCCAUGGCAGCUGCUUUUGGUGCACCAGGGAUUAUCUCUUCACCCUAUGCAGGGGCGGCUGGAUUCUCCCCGACCAUGGGUUUCCCACAGGCUGCAGACAUACCAGACGUUUCGGGGCAUAACUGGCUGGCCCCCUCAUCGGUGUGGUUGUACAGAACAAACUUGGCGACAUCACCCGUUUAUACUGGAGGAUGUCUCCCACACCAUCAGUGUAGAAAGCCAGGAUGCAGCCACCUAUUAUGUGCCUCAGGUCUCUCAAUGCAGACAGUCCCUGGAGCUCUGGGCCAUCUUACUAUCCCAGCCUCUGCAGUUGCUGGCCGCAUGGCUAUGCACAGCUUGGCCCAUACAGCAAUGCAUUCGGUCCUGCUCGUCUCCAAUCUCAACCCAGAUAGUGUAUCGCCCCAGGGUCUUUUCAUCUUGUUUGGCGUCUAUGGGGAUGUUCACAGAGUAAAGAUCCUGUUUAACAAAAAAGAAAAUUCGUUAAUACAGAUGGCAGAUCCAACUCAAGCACAGCUGGCAAUGAGCCACCUCAAUGGGCAACGUCUCCACGGUAAAGUCAUCCGCGUGACCAUCUCUAAGCACCAGAUGGUGCAGCUUCCCCGUGAGGGGCAGGAGGACCAGGGACUGACCAAGGACUUUAGCAACAGUCCGCUCCACCGCUUUAAGAAGCCAGGCUCGAAGAACUUCCAGAACAUCUUCCCUCCCUCCGCCACCCUGCAUCUCUCCAACAUUCCACCAUCAAUUACAGACGAUGACCUGAAAAACCUCUUUGCAAGCACUGGAUGCUCAGUGAAAGCCUUUAAAUUCUUCCAGAAAGACCGGAAGAUGGCCUUAAUCCAGCUAGGUUCUGUGGAAGAAGCCAUCCAGGCCCUCAUUGACCUCCACAAUCACGACUUGGGAGAGAACCACCACCUCAGAGUCUCUUUCUCCAAAUCUACAAUCUAACAUCUUACUUUGGAUUUCCUUAUAAGACUGAACAGUUUUUAGAAAAA